Zea mays is the source of this 839-nucleotide messenger RNA. RefSeq names its product zinc finger protein ZAT12. Lineage: Eukaryota; Viridiplantae; Streptophyta; Magnoliopsida; Poales; Poaceae. Bases 148 to 600 code for a protein of 150 amino acids. The transcript has a single exon. The record is from RefSeq and is a predicted model, not a curated record.
ACAAGUAGCAACCCCGGCCCCGUUCGUCGUGGACUUCGGAACCAUGCAUCCUAUACAUAGCGCGCAAACCUCUCACUGUAGCGCGUCUUCACGCAGAUACAAGCAGCAAGCAUUAGCUUCCCAUCGAGCAUUUGCUGCCGAUAGACGAUGAAGCGGCUCACGCAGGAUGAGGACCAAGAGCAGGAGCAGGAGCCGGGUGUCAUCCUAAGCGUGGCCCAGGGGGUCACGCUGCUGCUCGCGCGCAGCGGCGGCGGCGGCGAGCCGCGGGCCUCGCCGCGCGUGUUCGAGUGCAAGACGUGCAGCCGCCGGUUCCCGUCGUUCCAGGCGCUGGGCGGGCACCGCGCGAGCCACAAGCGCCCGCGGGCGGCGCCGGCCAAGGGCCGCCCGCACGGCUGCGGGGUGUGCGGCGUCGAGUUCGCGCUCGGCCAGGCGCUGGGAGGCCACAUGAGGCGCCACCACCGCGCCGUGGCCGAGGAGUGCGAGGCGCGGGACGGCGCGGCGGCUAGCGCCCACGGGAUGGACGUGGACGACGCCGAGGCGAAGCCGGAGGAGGAAGCGACAGGCCUGCUGCGCUUUGACCUCAACAUUGCCCCAUCAUGAUUCAUGACGGAGCCGGAGGAUCGGGGAUUUCAUUCGUUUUUUUUUUCCGUCGGCCCCUUCUGGAUUUGCAAUAAUUGCGGGGUUCUUUUUAUACAAAACCAUAGAACACCUGCAAAACGAUUGAUUGAUUGGUUUAGUGCACUCCCGUCGAUUGAAGAAGAAAAAAGAUUGAUCUGUACAUGAUACUGCGUGUAUGUAAUGUAACUCUCGUUAAAGUAACACAAAUGCUUCUUUUCCCA